Molecule: messenger RNA, 908 nt
Organism: Eruca vesicaria subsp. sativa (arugula)
Lineage: Eukaryota; Viridiplantae; Streptophyta; Magnoliopsida; Brassicales; Brassicaceae
Source: the annotation of a GenBank genome assembly
UUCUCUCUCUAACGACUGUUCUUCUUCUUAUCCCCUCGUCUUCUUCUCUUGUCUUCUCCCCUCUCUCACUGACACAAGACAUAAAGACGAAAAAGAGACGAAGUGAAGAGAAAGAGGAGUCAAUGUUCAGACAUGAUAAAGGAAGAAAAAGAGACGAGUGAAGACAGAUAUAUCGCCUUGGUUGGAAAAGGCGAUAGCUUGGGUCGGAUACUCUGAGAUCAAGGCUUUUUCUGUAAGAUUGGACUCAAAAGAUAUGUCUUUCACUCUCAGAUUUAGUUUCGUUUUACUGACUUGGAAGCUGUUGAUGAUAUGUGGACAGAUCCAGAACUUCUCUCCCAUAUGGUGUCUGUUUCUUCUAAGCUCUAUUUAGGUCUUCACUUUGAAACCCUAGCUUAUAUGAAUCGCUGUAGCUGCGUUCUAUAUGUACGCACCACCAUGUUAGAAAUCAUCCAGUUCUCAUCCACUGUAAGCAAGGAAAGAUACAACAGGCUGUCUUGUGGGAUGCUUGAAAGGAAAGUUCAGAACUAGGUCUUAUCAUCUGGUCUUGAAGAAUACCAGAAGUGUGCAGGUUUGAAAUGGAGACAAAGAGAUUUAAGGUUCAUAGAGGAUUUUGCUGUGCUCGGAUUAAGACAAUGCCUAUACAACAUAAUCUAUCAGUACAAUGGGUAUGGUCUCAACAGGAGAAAGCUUAUGUAUCAAGAAGAGAAUGUUGUACAAGAACAACAUAAAACGCAAGCUACCAAAGGGUGAAAAGAAGCUAAACUGGAUUGAUAUUGUUAUCUUCCUCUUUCUAGAAAAUGAUUUCUUUACAUUUAACAUGAUGAUGAUUAUUCUUAUAAGUUUAGGGUAGUUGUUAAAAUCUUGAGAAAACAAAGGAUUUGACUUCGUUCUUUUUUUUAACAGCCAGA